Molecule: messenger RNA, 1572 nt
Organism: Miscanthus lutarioriparius
Lineage: Eukaryota; Viridiplantae; Streptophyta; Magnoliopsida; Poales; Poaceae
Source: the annotation of a GenBank genome assembly
AUGAUGGAGUCCGGCGGUGGCGAGCUUCUUCCCGGACCAGCGUUGCCCGUCACCUCCAAACCCGGCGGUGGCCGUGGCGGUUGGUGUGCCGCCCUCUUCAUCGUCGCGGUGGGAUUCUUUGAGCGUAUUGGGUUCGUCGGCGUGUCGGCCAACUUGAUCAUGUACCUCACCGGCCCACUUGGCAUGUCCACGGCUGCCGCGGCCGCCGGCGUGAACGCGUGGUCUGGGACCGUGAACGUGCUGCCGCUCGUCGGCGCGCUCGUUGCUGACUCGCGACUUGGCCGGUAUCGAGCGGUCCUGGCCGCCUGUGUGCUCUAUCUUCUGAGCUUGGGAAUGCUAACGGCCUCAUCCAUGAUGCCAACCGCGAGCUCGCCGCCGUCCGCGUCUCCUGCACGGCUCACCGCCUUCUACGUCGCGCUGUACCUGCUGGCUCUGGCGCAAGGCUUCUACGGGCCAUGCGGGGAAGCCUUUGGCGCGGACCAGUUCACGCCUAGCGACAGCGGCGAACCCAGCGCCCCCGCGCUCCGGAGCUCGUACUUCAACUGGUUCCACUUCUCCAUGUCCUGGGGCUACGCCAUCGCGACGGCCGGGCUGAGCUACGUCCAGGACAACGCCGGCUGGACCGUGGGUUUCGGCGCGUGCUGGACCGCGUUGGCAAUAUGCCUUGCCGUCUUCUUACUUGGCACGCGGACGUACCGUGCCAAGCAACGACCCGUUGAUGGCGGCACGUUCGCUGAGACCGUGCAGGCGUUGGGCGCGAGGGUCUUCCGUCGAAAGGACACCAUAACUCCAACUGAUGAAAGGCUGCUUCUACCUCCACAACCUGAGCAGGGCGGACUCAUAGCUAAGCUGCUCCCGAUAUGGUUGACGAGCUUAGUCUUCACGGCCAUCUACUCGCAAGUGUCAACUCUGUUCACCAAGCAAGCCAGCACAUUGGACAGACACCUUGGCACGACGACGGGCCUCGUCGUGCCGCCCGCUGCGCUCCAGUGCUUGAUCAAUGUCACCUUCAUCGUCAUGCUCCCGUUAUAUGACCGCGUCAUUGUGCCCCUCGCGAGGCGCCUGACCGGGCACGCCGCGGGCAUCACGAUGCUCCAGCGCAUCGGCGCCAGCAUGGCCACGUCCUGCGUCGCCAUGGUCGUCGCGGCGCUCGUGGAAGUCAGGCGGCUCCGCGUGGCCAGAGACGCGGGCCUGGUCGACCGGCCGGACGUGGCUGUGCCGAUGAGCCUGUGGUGGAUGAUUCCGCAGUACGUUCUCAUGGGCCUCGCCGAAGUGCUGGGUAAGGUUGGUCUCGAGGAGUUCUUCUACGACCAGGUGCCCGACACUCUCCGCAGCGUCGGGCUCGCGCUGUGCCUGAGCAUCUUUGGUGUGGGAAGCUACGCCAGCGGCAUGCUUGUGUCCGUGGUCGACUGGGCCACGAGAAGCAAGGGUGAGAGCUGGUUCUCCGACAAUCUCAACCGAGCGCACCUCGACUACUUCUACGGGCUCCUCGCAGGGCUCGCGGCUCUGGAGGUAGCCGCGUUCUUGCAUUUCGCAAAUCAAUACGUCUACACAAACAAAGCCGAGCUAUGA